This is a messenger RNA of Biomphalaria glabrata, 2477 nucleotides long. Its product is annotated as centromere protein K-like. The transcript is spliced from 3 exons. Bases 146 to 970 code for a protein of 274 amino acids. Gene Ontology annotation, cellular component: nucleus. NCBI's taxonomy places the organism in Eukaryota, Metazoa, Mollusca, Gastropoda, Planorbidae. The record is from RefSeq and is a predicted model, not a curated record. Gene Ontology annotation, biological process: kinetochore assembly; mitotic sister chromatid segregation.
UCUUCCAUAAGGCGGUAUAACAUAAACAAAAGACUAGAUCUAGACUUAGACUAGACUAGAUCUAGACUUAGACUAUCUAGAUUCAAACUUCAAGUUGAUCUAGAGAUAAAAUCUAAAUAUUAUAUUCUGUGAAUAAAUCGUAGAGAUGGAUAUCAACACAAGCGAAGUUGACAUGGAAGAAAUCAAGGCUCAAUGUGAACAUAACUGGCGCAAAUUAAAGUCUGUUCAGUCAGAAUUACAAUCUCUGCCAGCCUUUCCUUUACAAAAUAUCACGGACACUGGCGCAGUUGGUGGAGAAAUUGAUGGGAAUUGUUCUUUGGAACUUCUUAAAUGGCACGAAAAAAGAUUAAAAGCUGAGUUGCUUCUCCUUGAAGAAAAUGGCCCAAGCACUUUGCCUGAAAAUAAAGAGAUCCAGCGACUAGUUUUAGAGCAGAAUCAACUCAAAUCCUCAGAGCAACUUGAAGAAGUACUUGUGUUUUUCCGAGCCAAGAGAUCUGAAGUCAUUGAUGAGUUAAAACGAGAAGAGGAAACUUCUUCAGAGUUGCAAAGAGUCAAUGAAACUCUAAAGAAAAAGUUGUCCAGCUGUAGUGUAGAGACAAGUGGUGAAAGUGUGCCCUCACCAAGUCACAUGCAAGACAUCAGUGCUAAACUAAGCAAAAUCAACACCAAACACAAGUUCUUUAGGAAUGAACUGAAACAGAUCCUCAACCAGCACUUCCCUGCCCCCCAGCACAGAACAGCUGCGGCCACUUUAAACGAAAGUCGAGAUAUUGAUGUAAGCAACAUGCUGCCUCUGAGCUCUGUUAUUGGGAAGCUGAUAGAGCAGUCUUUGAACACACCUGCUCAGCCGUACAUUGACAUUGAUGAAACAAUAUGGCCGUAUCAUGUUGAGCUUCUGUUACGUUUUCAAAUUGCACUGAAAGAUCCACAGAAUUCAAAACGAAUGAAGCUUACACCGUUUCAUUUAUAAACCACUUUCUAACACUACAUUCAACUUGGCUUCUUAGACUGAUAAUGAGUUCAGCCAUGUGGUAUUGCAAAGUUAAAAAGAUAUCUUCACAAUUCCGACUCCUUUAUUUAGUCCACAUCAAUGUUUUAAUUGAAUGAUAUCACUGACUGAUGAUGCACGUCAAGGACUAGUGCAAUAAUCACAUACUGAUCUCUGAGCGUUAAACACUUUCAUGUGCUAAAGUUUCAAUUUUAACUUCAAACUUUUAACAUAUUAACAUGCCCUUGAGAAAGCACAGUGCACUUUGGGGUGAGGCUUUCGUUGCUGGAAAAACCUCGAAUCAUUUAGGGCAAAUACAAAAAGUAAAAAUCAGUAUCAGUCAAGAAAAAAAGGAUGCAUUUAUUCAAAAGUUUAAAGAAAAAACAAAAAGUUGAGUCUUAUACUGAGAAAAAUUAAAUGUCAGAUUCUCCACAAUUCAAUACUUUGUUAUCCCCUCAAGUCCUGGAACAACUAAUGUUCAUAUCUGAAAAUGAGAUUUAAGCUUGGGCAUUAGCUAUGGUUUUAAUGUCCCCCACACAGCAAUUACCCCCCUUGCUUGCAGCUGAAGUAGGUAGCCAUUAAAUUUUGGGAUCAGCGGCACUAGAUAUAGCUCUGUGUAAUGCAAGCUGCUUAAUGAUAGCCAGCUCCUGAUUUUUUUCUUGAGUGACUCAUGAAACCUUUUGCAAGACAAAUCCACAAAGGUUUGGUUCAGAGUUUAUCCUUCUCCUAAGUGGGUAGCAAGCCAAAGCUGAUGAGCACCUCCUGCCAGAUGCUUACUGGUUUAAGUGCCAGUUUCUUUGCCCAUUCUCCUGAGAUUUCUGAUGGAACCACAUGUGAGGAGUUGGAAGUAUUUUAUAGAAGUGGAUUGCUUAUAUCCAUAUACUGAUGUAAAAAUACAACCAAACAGUUAUAUUUUAAAAUAAUUUUUACUUUCAUGAAAUAACCAUACAUAUGUAUAUGAUAAAUAUAAAUUAUUUGAAUGCUGUACAAUCAGAAUAGAAUUGGAUGUUGUUUUUUAUUUUAUAGUAUAAAAAUAGUGUGGGUUUUUGUGUGUGUUACUAUUUUGUCAUGACAUGGAGAUCAUGUUGACAGUUUUCUCUGAACUCAACAUAUGAGCAGCUUGUUUACUUCCAAUGAUUUCCACAAGUUUCUGAGCAUCGUAUCUGUAGGUAAUAAGACAGAAAAAUAGUGAAAUUACAUUUUGUUUUUCUUCCUUAAAUACUAACCAAGGCAUUCAAUGUGAACGCAAGUGAAAGUAAAGGCUAGUACAUAGUUGAGAACUAUAAAGUCAAGACUGGUACAUAAAUCGACAGAGUUGAGAACUAAAAAAAAAAUCUUUGUUUACUUUGUAUAAAGCGCAGUUGUAGUACAAGACUGUCUGUUGGUCUCCAUCAAGUUCACUAACUCUGGGUAAAAGUCUGGAUACUGUGGGAGGUCAAACCAAAUGAUGUGAUGAAUACCUUUCAGUCUGAACCUUUGGAGAGAGAGA